Molecule: messenger RNA, 6854 nt
Organism: Scomber scombrus (Atlantic mackerel)
Lineage: Eukaryota; Metazoa; Chordata; Actinopteri; Scombriformes; Scombridae
Gene: enc2
Product: ectodermal-neural cortex 2
Exons: 12
Coding region: 177-1946 (589 amino acids)
Molecular function (GO): protein binding
Source: RefSeq, a predicted model, not a curated record
GGCAGAGGGACGGACACACACACACCUCAGCUGCCAUUGUCACAGAAAUAUGAAGUUUUCAUCACGGACACUGAUGCUUUAACUUCUGUGGAUUUAAUUUAACACCUGCAAGUAUUAUAAGUUUGUUCCAAGAAAUUGUUCCAAGCGACUCUCCGGAGGUGCCAAACUGAGCCACCAUGUCGGUGACUGUUCAUGAGAAUCGUAAAUCCCGCACCAGCACGGGCUCCAUGAACAUCUCACUGUUCCACAAGCCCUCACAUCCUGACAGUGUCCUGACCCACCUAAACACAAUGAGGAAGCAGUGCAUGUUCACAGAUGUCACUCUGUGGGCUGGGGACCGCUCCUUCCCAUGCCACAGGGCAGUGCUGGCAGCAUGUAGCCGUUAUUUUGAGGCCAUGUUCAGCGGUGGACUACGAGAAAGUCUGGACAGUGACGUAAAUUUCAGAGACAGUAUACACCCUGAGGUCUUGGAGCUUCUGCUGGACUUUGCCUAUUCAUCUCGAGUUAUUAUAAAUGAGGAGAAUGCAGAGUCAUUGUUAGAGGCUGGAGACAUGUUGCAGUUUCAUGACAUCCGGGAUGCAGCAGCAGAGUUUUUGGAAAAAAAUCUGCAUUCUUCCAACUGCUUGGGGAUGAUGUUGUUAUCAGAUGCCCAUCAAUGUAAAAGACUGUACGAGCUGUCGUGGAGGAUGUGUCUGUUACACUAUGAGACGGUAAGAGAAUCAGAGGAUUUCUACAGUCUAUCUAAAGAUAAGCUGCUGGAGCUCAUACUUAGCGAUGAGCUUGAGAUAGAAGAUGAAGAGGUGGUGUUUAACUCUAUGAUGCAGUGGGUACGAUAUGACCUGGAGGGUCGGCGUCACCAUCUACCAGAGUUGCUGAGGGGCAUCAGAUUGGCACUGCUGCCAUCUGAAUGUCUACUGGAGGCUGUAGCCUGUGAAGAGUUGGUGAUGGCUGACAAGAGAAGCAGGUCAAUAGUAGAGGAGGCAAUGCAGUGUAAAAAGAAAAUCCUUCAGAAUGACGGAGUAGUGACUAGUCCCUGUGCUCGACCACGCAAGGCAGGACACACCCUGCUUAUACUGGGAGGCCAGACCUUCAUGUGUGACAAGAUAUACCAGGUUGACCACAAAGCCAAGGAGAUCAUACCCAAGGCGGACCUGCCCAGCCCCAGGAAGGAGUUCAGUGCGUGUGCCAUCGGCUGUAAGGUUUACGUGACAGGAGGAAGAGGAUCAGAGAACGGAGUGUCUAAAGACGUCUGGAUCUAUGACACUGUCCAUGAAGAGUGGUCUAAAGGAGCACCCAUGCUUAUAGCCAGGUUUGGCCAUGGUUCAGCUGAGUUGGAGAACAGUCUCUACGUUGUUGGAGGUCACACAGCCAUAGCUGGUGUAUUUCCUGCUUCUCCAUCUGUCUCUUUAAAACAGGUUGAGCGGUAUGACCCUAUUAGUAACAAGUGGACUAUGAUGGCUCCUCUAAGAGAUGGAGUCAGUAAUGCAGCAGUGGUCAGUGCCAAACUAAAACUCUUUGUUUUUGGAGGGACCACUAUACACAGAGACAAGGCUUCUAAGGUGCAGUGCUACGACCCUGUGGGGAACCGCUGGAACAUUGCAGCUGAAUGCCCACAGCCUUGGCGCUACACAGCAGCUGCUGUGUUAGGGAGUCAGAUCUUCAUCAUGGGUGGAGACACUGAAUUCACUGCUGCUUCUGCUUAUCGGUUUGACUGUGAAACCAACCAGUGGAGUCGAGUAGGUGAUAUGACAUCUAAACGGAUGAGCUGCCAUGCUGUGGCCUCAGGAAAUAAGCUGUAUGUGGUGGGAGGUUACUUCGGGACCCAGCGAUGUAAAACAUUGGACUGUUACGACCCUACGUCAGAUAGUUGGAACUCCAUCACCACUGUGCCUUAUUCACUGAUCCCUACCGCCUUUGUCAGCACAUGGAAACACCUACCUGCCUAAGUGGGAGACACUAGAAACCAAUAAUUGCAGGCUUUGAUUUUUACAUCCUCUGAGAAAGGACUGCUGGCUGGAAGAGAAUCACUGAGACUGCAUACUGCAGGUGGCUGGAGGUGUGGCUCCACACAGGACCAAUACUUUAAAACAACUACAAAAGACCACAUUGAACUUUUUAUCCAAGCUGUACCUCACAGACUCUGAAUCAUGAGCAGUGCAGCUAACAAACCAACAGCACACCACCCAGGUCAGAACACAAAGAGAGAAUCAUUCUCCAUAUGAUGCUUCCUAAAUAAUGUGAUCAUUCUCAAACAGACACUGGUAGACUUGAUGGAUGGACACAUGCUCUGGACCACUCAUACAAGUCUACAAGGGUUUUUGUGUAUGCAUGUUCAAUUUCUUUAAUCUCUUAAGUAGUUAAGACAUUCAGUACUACAACAUUCCAUUUCUAAAGACCUAAGCUAUUGCAUCAAUCUGCCAGAUGACAUUAACAUACUAAACGGUUUCCCUCAAAACCACAACGGAACACAAAUGAAAGCAGUAAUGUGAUAUCCACUUCUUCAAUUCAUUUAGACUUUAGGUUCCAGAGCACACACAGACUAUAUGUACUAGUAUUAAGACCACAAUUGCACCAAUGCAAUGUAAAUAAAGGGAGUGAAUUUUAGAAUGUUCAGUCCCUAUGAGAAGAAUCUAAGCUGCCAAUGUAUCAUCUAACCCUUCAAUGAACAAGAACAUACAAAUAUUUCAGACAAAUAUUUGAUUGGUAUUUUCUAAUGUAUCUAGGCCAAAAUUACACAGUUUCACAAUUUUUUCAACAAAUGACAAUUUUAAAUUUACACUCAUUUAGGGUAGAAAUUUAACAUAAAUUGUUAUCGUGCCAACUUUUAAAACAUUUUAUAAAAUAUGAGUUCCUACUUUCUUUCAUGUUUUGCAUAUCAAAUAUUUAAAAAGUAAAGAAAACUGAAUAUAUAAUUAUGUUUGAAACAUAUACACAUCCUUCCCCUAAUCACCCAAAACUGACCACCUAACUACAUGUAGUAUUACAAAUGUCCUGUUUGUAUAGACAUGUAGAGACAUUAUAGUUCCAGGCCUGAAUUUUCAACAACAUAUUUUCUAAAACUAAAUCCCUCCAAAAUCUUAAUAUAAAGAAAUAACAACACUUACCUCAUGGCCAGUGUCUGUGUCCAUGUAUGCUGGCAUUUUUGGAUUUUGAUACAAAGGAGAUAGAUAGAUUUUAAAAUGAAGUCACAUGACCUGAGUACUUGAUGCCCUUAAGGGUUUGUCAUGAGAUAAACUGCACCCACUUAAUGCCCUUAUCCUCACAGCGUGUCCAGUGUGACAGGCACCACAAGCAGAGACUCAAAUGCACAACUCAGACACCAAACAGGUUUCAGGUAGGGAUGAAUGGAACUCUAGUUACAGGGAACAAAGACAAACUAGCAUAAGGGGAAGAGCAUCUCAAGUCUCUUAUAUUGCAUCCAUGUUUUCCCACAAUUAGCUGAUCACAGCUGCAUCAGCUGAUCACAGCUGCAUCAGCUGUCAGUUGGCUUCAACAGCUGCAGCAACUUUUGAUGGAGUUUGAGUCUGCACACCUGCACUGUGCUAAUACUAAUAAAGUUGCAAAGUUAUCACUGACAGAUCAGCAGUGUUUUCUCUCUGCAGACUGUUAUAUUAUAUAUUAUAAUACCUGUUUAACAAAAACCUGCACAUAGAUACAAACCUGAAUUCCUACUGUGUUCUAACUCCUGCUCAGAAACAUACGAGUCAUUACUGCUGGCAGAAUGUGUUUAUAUUAUGUAUUCAUUAUUUGUGUCUGUAUUUACUGAUAUGCUGAUUGUGCAUUAUUUAAUAACUCAGAAUAUGAUCAGUGUAUAUGUACACUGGAAAUUGUUUAUCAGACUAAAUCUUUCAGGAAGAAUGGAUUAUGAUGUAACUCAUCAAACCCAAAAUUUCAGCCUCACAUGGAAAUGAUGACAAAUGAUAUGAAAUAUGAAUGUGUUUCUAAUGUGUCUCUUGCUGACAGGCAGAUUCUUCCUUCCAUUCAUUGUAUCCAUAGUAAAUGAGGGUAAUAACAGAUCAUAAAAGGAAAAAUCUUUCUAAUAAAUGAAUAAUCAAUCAAUAAAUAAAGUGGUAUGUCAGCUGGUAAAAGACUCAGAGAUCCCACCUUACUACUCAGAGCUGAAAUAAGAGACCUGGGAUGGCCAUUAAAAUGGUGAUUUAACCAAAUUCUGGUAUAGGCCAGAAGCGAGGAAACAUCAAAUAAGAGACUUGAGAUGUACCCUGAGACUAAGUAUGAAUGCAUGAGUGCACAGCAUAGAUCCAUUCAUACAACCAGUUAAAGGUAUACCCAAUUAACAAUGAUUAUGGAACAGGCAACAUGCUGCUACAGUGUGAACUUGUACAUUAGAUUCUGUUGAUGAUACAUGAACAGAUGACAGGGCUUGGUGUUGAACAUUAAAAUGAUUUAAUUCUAGUGCAUCAUACAGUCACAUGCUGCAGCUGUUACUACUGGUCACCUGUUGAGGAGAAGCUGAACUUGAACUGAAUUCUCUUCCUCCUGCUCCUGAUGUCUUUUUGUGACAAACGUUAGCAGACUGCUUUGUUUCACCAUGUUUUUUUUAUCUUAACCUAUGUUAAAAGCAGCUAGCUAGCAAACCGUAUGCUUCUGCUCCUCUGCAAUGUGUGGGCUGUUAACCUAAUGAAAGAGCUCAUAAUGCCAGAGCAUUUGCUAAUUGCACUGCCACUCAACAAUCUGACCUAUCAUCAUCAUAUGGUGCACUCAAAUUUGUCCCAAAGGCUUUGCUGACUAGACAUUCCUGCAUGGUGAAAAGAUGCAAAGAAACAGCAUGAGUAUAUUGAGAUGUAACUCCUUUAUAAUCACCAACAUUGAUUGAUUGAUAAUCAACUCUAUUUCUCUGUAAUGGAUUACAUUUAUAUUUAUUUUGUAAUUUAAUUACACUGGCCCAGGUAACAAAUCAUUUAAGGGGUUAGAUAAGUCAGACUAGUGAGGUAGAGCUCACUUAACCAGCGUGCACAGCAGCACCACAGGAUAUGUUGCUAUGUGGCACAUUUCAAAGACUACAAUCAUCAUUUCAGUGGAAACAUUCAUUCUUGUCAUGUGUGACUUGUAAGUUAAUGCUGUUUUAUUCCCACUUAUUUGGACCAGUGUUGGGGAAGUGAAACACUGAUGCAUUACUAAAAACUCAUUACCCUCCUUGUAAUUAAGUAUAAGAUUUCUUUUUCAGAGUGAAAGCAACACCUGUCACAUGUCUAUGGAGUGAUCCCAAACAAACAAGAUGAAUAAUAAGAUAGUAUAACUCAGUCAAACUACACACUUUUAGUGCAAAUUUAGCACAAUAAUACAAUAAUCAUGUGUCUUACUGAUGAAGGCAAUCACUUGAUUUGUUGGAAUGCAGGAUCCCUUCUCUUUUUUUUCAAAUCUGUUAAAAAGCAAAAUGGAUGGUGAUGUGGAUGAAGGACAAAUGUUUGAGAUUUCACUGUGUGUGUGUGUGUGUGUGUGUGUGUGUGUGUGUGUGUGUGUGUGUGUGUGUGUGUGUGUGUGUGUGUGUGUGUGUGUGUGUGUGUGUGUGUGUGUGUGUGUGUGUGUGUGUGUGUGUGUGUGUGUGUGUGUGUGUGUGUGUGUGUGUGUGUGUGUGUGUGUGUACUUCUGCUCAUGAGCAGGUUGGCACCCCACGUGGCAGCCUCUGUCAUCAGUGUGUGUGUGUAAAUGGUAAAUGGACUGUCCUUAUAUACCGCUUUUCUAGUCAUUAUGACCACUCAAAGCACUUUAACAUACACACGUGUGUGUGCAUUGGUGGAUGUGGCAUGUAGUGUGAAGCGUUUUGAGUUGUCUGAAGAAAGGCUACUCUAUAAAGUGCAGUCCAUUUACAGUCCAGUCCAUCUAAUGUAGGGACAAAAUAUAUGUUCAGUGUAACAGACACAGUAAGGGAUUGCUGCUGGUGCCUGGUGGAGCCUCAGAAGACACAUACCCAAACCUUUUAAAUAACAGUACUGACUUAGGCUUGUUAAUGUUUGUCUUCCCUGUGUGCCAAAGGCUUGAGAGACCAUGGCACAACUCUAAAAUGAUAUUUUCCAAUAAAUCACACAAUGUAAAAUAAUUAGGAUAGACAUUUGGAAACAUGAUCUGUAGAUUUAAUUCAAAUGCACAUAUAGCAAUUUAACAUCUCAAGUCCCACAUGCACUGCUUUGUAUUUCAUAUGAAGGAACCUGUGCAGCUGUGACACUACAGUCCUGGCUCUGGGUUGUUGGUGUGACAUCAUUCAUAGGAAGGUGGUUUAUAUCAGACCACAUGGUAUCUGAUCAUUGUCUUUAUAGAACAAGUAUGAGAAGCACAGAACAGCUUCAUCUACAGUGUCCUGCAAAAACACAGCUGAACACUAAACUGAACUGUAUGGUUUUUUUCUGUAACACCUAUGCACUUUUGAUAUUUAUCAGUACAUGCAUUAGCAAUUAUCUCUCUUUGUCUCCUAGGUGUAAAAUAUCUUGUACAUGUUGCAGAUAACACCAGCUGUAACAAUAUGGAAAAGUUGCAUGAAAAUACACCAGGGAGUUUUCUGCAGGACACAGAUGCAUCAUGGUUAAUACAUGGUAUAGUGUGUUGUACUGUAGAGGGUUUACUGGUGUUACUGGUCAGAGAGCUGCAAUUGGGACACAGGCUGUGGUAGAGUGUAGACAUCAGAGUUUAAUUUGCCUUGAGUUUUUUAGAUUUCCUGAGGGUUUCAGCUAUUGCACAGAAGAUGUUUCAUCAACAGUUUUUUUUAGAAGUGAGAACGAACGUGUUUUUGACGGAAUUGAUGAUUUUUUUUGGAAAAUGUAAUGGAACUUCUUAACGAAUAAAAUAUUAGCUACCCAAUGUUUGUACAGGUGAAAAUAAACUUUGACUCUCUUUUUAAA